Molecule: messenger RNA, 2286 nt
Organism: Xenia sp. Carnegie-2017
Lineage: Eukaryota; Metazoa; Cnidaria; Anthozoa; Malacalcyonacea; Xeniidae
Product: pre-mRNA-splicing factor CWC22 homolog
Exons: 25
Coding region: 1-1920 (639 amino acids)
Biological process (GO): mRNA splicing, via spliceosome
Cellular component (GO): catalytic step 2 spliceosome
Molecular function (GO): RNA binding
Source: RefSeq, a predicted model, not a curated record
AUGCCUACAAGUGAUAUUGAAGAGCAACGUCGAAGUCGUGAUUUUCGGGAGUCUCAUGGCUCAAGCUCGUCUUCUAGGCGUCCUAAAAGGAAGCAUUAUGAAGGUCAAGAAAAGAGAAAAAGUCCUGGACGAAAUUAUGAAAGAGAACUUGUUGUCAAUCUUAGUUUAUUUAACACUAGGUCAAAAGAACGAAGAUCACGUGACGAGAAAAGAAGUAAAAUGGAUGACGAGAAAAGAAGUAGAAUGGAUGACGAGAAUGUCAAAGAAAAUGUUCUCGAUAAAGAAAAUCGUAAGCAUAACCUUGUUAAGGGUUCUGAUGAACAAGAGAAAAAAGAUGUUACCACCAAGAAGAAGGAAAAAACAGAUUCAAUUUUCACAAGAGCAGGAGGUGCUUAUAUACCUCCUGCUAAACUAAAAAUGUUACAAGAACAGAUUGAAGAUAAAAGCAGUGCUGAGUAUCAAAGAAUCAGUUGGGAGGCUUUGAAAAAGAGUAUUAAUGGUCUCAUCAAUAAGGUUAACACAUCUAAUCUUGGAAACAUUGUUCGUGAACUGUUCCAAGAAAACAUAGUUCGUGGCAGAGGUUUGCUUGCCCAAUCUAUUAUCAAAGCUCAGUCAAGUUCUCCUACUUUUACUCAUGUUUAUGCGGCUCUUGUGUCAGUCAUAAAUACCAAGGCAAUUUGCUUAUCUGCAACAAGAUUUAUAGCUCAUUUGGUGAACCAACAAGUUGCUCAUGAAAUUUUGGCUUUAGAAAUUCUUACUUUGCUUCUUCAAUCACCCACAGAUGACAGCGUGGAACUGUCUAUUGCAUUUCUUAAAGAAUGUGGUAUGAAACUCACUGAUGUUUCUCCUCGUGGUAUCAAUGUUAAGGAUCAUCCAGCAGUUAUUGAAGAACUUGAUGUUGUUGAUGAAUCUGAUCAAAUUACUCAUUUAUUACGACUUGAAGAGGCAGGAAAAACGGAAGACAUACUUAAUAUAUUUAAGUUUGAUCCAGACUACUUAGCUAAUGAGGAGAAAUACAAACAAAUCAAGAAAGAAUUACUUGGUGAAGGUGAUGAUGAUGAUGAUGAUGAAUCAGAUAAUGGUGAUUCUGAAAGUGGUGAUGAAGACAGUGAUGAUGUUGAAGAAGAAAGCGAGAAGAUUGAUAUUCUAGAUCAAACAGAAACCAAUCUAGUUUCAUUACGUCGAACGGUCUAUCUUACCAUUCAAUCAAGUUUAGAUUUUCAAGAGUGCGCUCAUAAAAUGAUGAAAAUGAAUAUACAACCAAGUCAAAUGGGUGAAGUAUGUAAUAUGAUUAUUGACUGCUGUGCUCAACAACGAUCGUACGAAAAAUUCUUUGGUUUACUUGGACAGAGAUUUUGUCAACUGAAGAAGGAAUAUGUGGAUGAAUUUGUACGGCUUUUCAAAGACCAAUACGAUACAAUACACAGGCUGGAGACCAACAAAUUAAGGAAUGUUGCCAAGUUUUUCAGUCAUCUUCUAUACACAGACGCCAUACCCUGGACUGUUUUGGCUGAUAUAAAUUUGAAUGAAGAAGACACGACGUCAUCGAGUCGUAUAUUCAUAAAGAUAUUGUUCCAAGAGUUAGCUGAAUACAUGGGUUUGCCAAAGCUCAAUGAAAGACUAAAAGAUCCAACUUUAGAGAUGUACUUUGAGGGCUUGUUCCCGCGAGAUAAUCCACGAAACACGCGAUUUGCCGUCAAUUUUUUCACUGCUAUAGGUCUUGGUGGGCUUACAGAUGGUCUUCGUGAACAUUUAAAAAAAGUUCCUAAAAAAACACAGCUUGUAGAUAAGUCGUCGGACUCAUCGGAUUCUAGUGACAAUAGUGAAAGCAGUUCGGAUGACUCAAGUACUGAUUCAACCAACACUGAUGAAAGCUCUUCAUCUGAUGAUCGUAGACGAACAAAAAAGAGGAGAAAGUAAAUCAAGGACAUGUCGCUGUUCGUCUUUGUUCAUUCAUAAUGAAUGACAAAUUACAUUAACACGACAUGCUUAUUGCAUCCAGUGUUGAUGGAAUGAGAUUAUUUUUGGAGGAAGAUGAAGAAAAUUGAAGCUCUGAACGAGUUAGUUGCUGAAACUCUUUUGACGUACUUACCUUUUUAAUGUAUGGCCGCUGUGCAAAAUUGUCCAGCUCAAUAUAGAAAAAACGGUACGCGGUGCGUGCAUUUGCUUGCUUUCCAAAGAUUCGUGCCCAAAAGUUGUUGAACAUCCAAUUACAUUUGUAUAAUGUUUUGAGAUAUUUACGAUUUGGUGACGAGCAAAUAUAUUUUAGACUACACGUCAUAGUAA